Molecule: messenger RNA, 3679 nt
Organism: Rhinolophus ferrumequinum (greater horseshoe bat)
Lineage: Eukaryota; Metazoa; Chordata; Mammalia; Chiroptera; Rhinolophidae
Gene: CRTC2
Product: CREB regulated transcription coactivator 2
Exons: 14
Coding region: 140-2314 (724 amino acids)
Biological process (GO): protein homotetramerization; positive regulation of transcription by RNA polymerase II
Cellular component (GO): nucleus; cytoplasm
Molecular function (GO): cAMP response element binding protein binding
Source: RefSeq, a predicted model, not a curated record
ACUAGGCUGGGGCCGGGUUCGCGGUGCUCGCUGAGGCGGCGGUGGCGGCGGCGGCUACGGCUGGAAGAGCCGGGCGGGAGCCCGCGGCAGAGGCCGUGGCUUGUGUUGGGAGGGUGGCGCGGAGGGACGGAGGAGGAAGAUGGCGACGUCGGGGGCGAACGGGCCCGGCUCGGCCACGGCCUCAGCUUCCAAUCCGCGCAAGUUUAGUGAGAAGAUCGCGCUGCAGAAGCAGCGUCAGGCCGAGGAGACGGCGGCCUUCGAGGAGGUGAUGAUGGACAUCGGCUCCACCCGGUUACAGGCCCAAAAACUGCGGCUGGCAUACACGAGGAGCUCCCAUUACGGUGGUUCUCUGCCAGACGUGAACCAGAUCGGCUGUGGUCUGGUGGACUUCCAGAGCCCUCUCCACUCACCUUUGGAUUCAUCCCGGAGCACGCGGCACCAUGGGCUGGUGGAACGGGAGGCGAAAGGUAUUUGUUACUUGAAACGCCCCAUCUGGUGCCUUCGUUCUUCUGCUCCUCCGGUCUCUCGCCCACCCGAGCUCGCCUCACUCUUUUCCUUAACUGGUGCUGUUCACAUUGACAGCUCUCCCUACAGCCCUGCCUACUUAUCGCCGCCCCCGGAGUCCAGCUGGCGGAGGACAAUGCCCUGGGGCAAUUUCCCUGCAGAGAAGGGGCAGUUGUUCCGACUACCAUCGGCGCUUAACAGGACAAGCUCUGACUCUGCCCUUCACACGAGCGUGAUGAACCCCAGCCCUCAGAACACUUACCCAGGCCCGGCACCCCCUGGCAUCCUGCCUGGCCGCCGUGCAGCCAACUCCACUGCGUCCUUUGCAGGUUAUCUGGAUGGUGAAAUGGACUCCAAAGUCCCUGCCAUUGAGGAGAACUUGCUAGAUGACAAGCAUUUGCUGAAGCCCUGGGACGCUAAGAAGCUCGCCUCCUCCUCCUCCUCCUCCUCCCGACCUCGGUCCUGUGAAGUCCCUGGAAUUAACAUCUUCCCAUCUCCUGACCAGCCUGCCAAUGUGCCUGUCCUCCCACCUGCCAUGAACACGGGAGGCUCCCUACCUGACCUCACCAACCUGCACUUUCCGCCCCCUCUGCCCACCCCCCUGGACCCAGAGGAGACAGCCUACCCCAGCCUGAGUGGGGCCAACAGUACCUCCAAUCUGACCCACACCAUGACGCACCUGGGCAUCAGCGGAGGCCUGGGCCUGGGCCCCGGCUAUGAUGUGCCAGGACUCCAUUCACCUCUCAGCCACCCGUCCUUGCAGUCCUCCCUAAGCAACCCCAACCUCCAGGCCUCCCUGAGCAGUCCUCAGCCCCAGCUCCAGGGCUCCCACAGUCACCCCUCCCUGCCUGCCUCCUCCUUGGCCCGCCACGCACUGCCCGGCACCUCCCUGGGUCACCCCUCGCUCAGUGCCCCAGCCCUCUCCUCCUCUACCUCCGCCUCCGCUUCAUCUCCUGUGCUGGGUGCCCCCCCUUACCCAGCUUCUACCCCUGGGGCCUCCCCCCGCCACCGCCGUGUGCCCCUCAGUCCCCUGAGUUUGCCCGCGGGCCCAGUCGACGCCAGAAGGCCCCAGCAGCAGCUGCCCAAACAGUUUUCGCCAACAAUGUCACCCACUUUGUCUUCCAUCACUCAGGGCGUCCCCCUGGACACCAGUAAACUGCCCACUGACCAGCGGCUGCCUCCAUACCCAUACAGCCCCCCAAGUCUGGUUCUGCCUAGCCAGCCACCCACCCCAAAGCCUGUGCAGCAGCCAGGGCUGCCCCCUCCGGCCUGCUCAGUGCAGCCCUCGGGGGGGCAGCCCCCAGGCAGGCAGCCGCACUAUGGGACACUGUACCCACCCAGCUCCAGUGGGCAUGGGCAGCAGUCCUACCACCGGCCAAUGAGUGACUUCAGCCUGGGGAACCUGGAGCAGUUCAGCAUGGAGAGCCCAUCUACCAGCCUGGCACUGGAUCCUGCUGGCUUUUCUGAGGGGUCUGGAUUUUUAGGGGGUGAGGGACCAGUAGGUGGCCUCCAGGACCCCCACGCCCUCAACCACCAGAACUUGACCCACUGCUCCCGCCAUGGCUCAGGGCCUAACAUCAUCCUCACAGGAGACUCCUCCCCGGGCUUCUCUAAGGAGAUUGCAGCAGCCCUGGCCGGAGUGCCUGGCUUCGAGGUGUCAACAGCUGGGUUGGAGCUGGGGCUGGGGCUGGAGGACGAGCUGCGCAUGGAGCCCCUGGGCCUGGAAGGGCUCAAUAUGCUGAGCGACCCCUGUGCCCUGCUGCCCGAUCCUGCUGUGGAGGACUCAUUCCGCAGUGACCGGCUGCAGUGAGGGCACGCGUCCCCAUCCCUCUUCUAGGCCCCGUUCCCCAUCACUGUCCCUUCCUCCCUCCCCCUGGCCAGUAGAGACUCCACUCUCUGCCCCCAGACCCUCUUUCUAACAUGAAUCAGAGAAAGCAAGGGGUUGGUCCAGGUGGCCCCUGAGUUCUGCACAAGGGGUGGGCCUGGGGGAGGCCAAGGGGGGUCUAAAGCACUUGUAACUUUGAACCGUCUGUCUGGAGGUCAGAGCCUGUUGGAGAAAGCGGGGGGUAGAGGGGAGCCCCGGAGGCAGGGCUAGUCCGGAUGCCUAGGGGUGGGCAGUGCCAGCCCCUCCUCACCACUCUUCCCCUUGCAAUGGAGGAGAGAGCCAGAGUGGAUAUUAUUUUUUAUUAAAUAUAUUAUAUGUUAAUAAAAAAACCGUAUCAAACCCGUGUGUGGUUGGCUACUGUUUUGGAUACGGCUGGGGGUCUAGGGAAGGCUCGGGCACAGGCCCUUUCAUCUGUUAGGCUUUUUGCGUCUUCUCAGCACCACUGUCGUUUGGGGAGGGCAGACUCAGAAUGUGGACCCAGCCGUGGACAUGGGGGUGAAGUGGAUGGAAGUCCCCGGGGCAGCAGGGGCGCCCUCCCACCUGUCCAGGGCUCGGCUGCGGCAUCCGUUCAGGGGCUCGACUGGCCAGACAAUCCACUGCUCUUCCUCAGCGCUGCGACCUGGCAGGGAGUCCGGUGAGGCCCGACUGCUGGCUCGUCACAGGUCUGGUGGUGGUACCGUGACCCUGGCUUUCCCCUUGGGUAGCUGGCCUCAGUGCUCAGGCUCCCAAGGAGAGAGGCAUUAACAGCUAAUGACACCACGUAGGCCACUUUCUUCCGGCCUUUCAGCCCAGAGGACCUAGAAGUUAGACAGGUGGUACCUGGCCAGCCUCAGGUCUCAGGGAAGCUCGGAGGUCUCAUUCCUGCCCCAUCACUGGGCUGGAAUUCACGCUCCCCACUCCCCCACUCAGGCGUGGGGCAGAUUCUUGAGCACUAAGCGUGUUCUGAAGAGGUUUCUUGUCUGGCGUGGGGCGCGAGCCCUCGGACCGGACCGCUGGAGCCUUGCCGGCGUCUCCCACUCCCAGCAUAGUCGGAGGUCGUGCCCCUCCUCAGUUACCCCUGCUCUACUGCUCUAACACACCCUCCAGUCCUGGCCUGUCCUCUUCCUCUUUCCAAAGCUCUUGUCUUGUACAGAAAAGAGAACUGAGAGCUUCUGGCUUAGCCCGAAGGGAAUGCAGUGUGCCCCAAACCUGGAAGUAGGGGGAGCCACCUGGGUUCCCGCAGCCUGGGCCUUCAGGGCCUUUACCCAGGCCUGCAAACCACAUCAGCCUAGGACCGAGGGCGGGACGGGA